GUUCAAAUCUGCUAAGGACUACAACAGUAGACAGAAGCCAAGAAAGAUGCCUUGGGUGUUCCUGUGGCAAACCAGUUCAAGCGAAAUGAAAGAAAAAAGCCAGGAGGUUGGAGAAGGCAAGGAUCACAAAAAAAAGAGCAAGGCUUUGUAAGUACAACCGCACUUCUGAAAUGCAUUUUUAAGACUGAACAUUUAACUAUGGAGAAGGUUCAAUUGGAAUUAGCAGUAGUUCCAGUCAGAUGUUUAUUGAGGGAUCAAUGCUCCUUUGCAAGUUGUAGGUUUUUUUUACAGCAUCCACAUGAUAUAAUUGUCAUCCAAAAACCAGCCUAUAUUCCUCCCCCCAUUUAAUCUAGAUUUUAUCCUUUAGCUGAUGAACUGAAAAACCUGCAGCCAAUUGCUGGUUUGCAACAUCUUAACAUCCCAUUUACAAUAUUCAGCACCUGUCUGGAGGCAUGAACAUGCAUGGGAUUAGGUUGCAAAUUCAGUGGAAAGCUUCAGCGUGUGCUUAUUUUAAGUCCCUUGUGCUGAAAUCAAGGGAGCCACUUGGAAUCGUGCCUAAAUUCGGGCAAACUGAUAUGUGAGAAUUUUAGUAGGCUUUCAUGUGCAGCUGUUUGUGUGCAUGGAUACACGUAAAAGGAGCACCCUCUCUCAACAUCUCAUCAUACUGAAAGGCAUGAUUGCUCAAGAAAUAAUCCAGGAGAGACAGACAAUCAUUUCAUUCUACUGACCUCCUGCAAUUGAUAUGCAUUAUGUUUUUCCCCCUAUGCACAAUAAAUUACCGGAUAUUUUUAUCAUUACUUGCAGAGGUGUGGAACUGAAGAACUACUUUUUGUCUAUUGUGCCACACAUAGAAUCACCUGACAUCAAAUAUUCCACCCCCAAAGAUGUAAUGUAAGUAUUAAGUAAUAUUUGCUAUGCAGUCACUAUAUGAUAAUGUAGCUCCUUUUCACAGAUGAUUGCUUCUCACUUUGAUCCAGGUCUGUAUUGCAGAGCACAUGCAUCUGGAUUCAAAUGCACAUGUGCUUUGGCUGUUCUUCUUAUUAUUAACCCACCCUAAGGCCCCAGCACAGGUUUACAAAAUCAAAACACAAUAUUACAAGCAGUUUAAACCAGCUUGCACUCGCAGAAAUAUUGCAACACACAACUAGGCAGUGGUGCAGUUAGAAAAAAAUAGACUCUGCACCCAGAGUGGCUGGGGUACAAUUAUUAUUAUUAUUAUUAUUAUUAUUAUUAUUAUUAUUUCUAAUGUAGCAUCAUGUCAGGCUUUGGGGAAUCAGCUCUCCCUCCCAUGGGGGCAACCCAGAGUCAGAGAAACAAUAAGAGUUCUUACCAUGCAAUUUGUUCAAUAAUUCACCGAGAACAACAAAGGAAUGCAGCCUUCCCUAAUAAUGGUGCUGCUCCAAGUAAAGUCCCACCCUCUAUGUCCCCCUUAUUCAACAUCACUCCUGCGUCGGUUAAUCUGACCUUUCUGUCUCUGAGCUCUCUGAUUUAAUACCCUCAAUGCCCACCUGGUCUUGGGAGAGUGGGGGUCAGGAAUGCUUUCCAAGGACACAGAGUCUGUCAGCUGUCUCUCCCCUGGUGUCUCUUCUUCCUGCUGUCCCUCUUCCAGGAUUUCCCAGCUUUUGCCCUCUAAACUAUUCCCUUCCGCAAACCACUGUUCUAAAUCUAUACUGUCCUCCUGUUCUCAGCAAGGUUCAAGAGAGAGGGGGACGACUCCCAUCAUCCCUCCUCAGUCCAGCCCCUUGACACAGCAGCUCUUUAACUGCUAAUGUGCAUCUAUUUAGAAAUGUGGUACAGCAGCCUUGUUCUGUGUCGGGUGCCCUCCAGCUCAUUUUGCUGAGCCCAGCCAUUGACUCCUGCCCCACAGCCCUUCCCGGAGCAUACCUCUGUCACUUGGCCCCAUUGAACUGGCCAGCUACAUCUUUUGAUGCAAAGGGAGGAUGGGCAGGAACUAGAAAUGCUCGGUGGGUGAGACCAGAUGCUCAGAAAGCUGCCUCCAUAAUGAGUCAGAUACUCCAUGGACAAAACUUUAGACUACUCUUCCAGUUAGUGCCAUCACUUUUUCCCCUCUGAGCCAGGGAAGCAUCUGUGUCUCUGCUUCAGAGCCCAUCAUGCAGCUCUUAGAAGCACAGGAACCUCAUCCCACAUCCCUUCUAACUUAUUGAACCUGGACCCAUAGGGAUGCUGUGGCCAGUCAGAACAGGGGAUCUUCUUUCACUACCUAAAAUCCCAGCAGAGCAACCAGUGGCCUAGGAGUAAUCCUGAGAGUAUCACGUGGUUCAAAAUAUAUUCAUUCUGAAUCUUCUUCCAAUUUCAGUUUUGCAGUGGGUUCUUUCCUACAGUGUGAAAUUUCUAAAUGUGCUACUUAGCAGCUGAGGGUUAUCCAUUCAUCUAAGGCUCAAAACAGAAAGGGGAAACCCACCUCUGCAGAUAAGACAGCAGAGCAUUUCAGAGCCCAGACCUAAAGGAAGUCAGACAAGAUAGCUAACAGAAUUAUCAUAUUGACUCAAUAUCCUGUCAAUGAAUCAAAGGUUUCUCUUAUCGGCUUUUUAGCAUUGUGAACUUCCAAACUCAUGAUUAUGUAGUCCGAUUCAGGAUCUCAUUGAGCCAUCAGGGUGAUGUAGUAAUGGAUAUGGGACUAGAAUGGUAUGAAGUGAAGGUCUUGAACAAAUAAAGUCUCAAAUGUCAGUCCCUACUCAAUUAUGAAACUCAAAGAAUUAGGUGAAUAAGUUAAGAAGCAUAGCUCAGGUGGUAAAGCACAGAUCACAGGCUCAAUUCCAAGAAGAACAAAAUGUUGAGGGGGCCCAUCACCCCCCACUGCCUCUGCACACACUCCCCCCCUCACACUUCUGUGGAGCUCACCUUUCUUCAACACACACAGCUGGGCACAGGAGUCCCAUUACUCUUUCAGCCCCCACCCACCCGAAAGAGGUUUUUGCCCACUUGCCUGCCCACACUUGCCACCUGCUCAACUCACCUGCCUGGCUGCCUACCUCUCCCCAGCUGCCCUGGCUCAGGACACACUCAGAAAUGGCACCGAAAGCAGGGGAAAGAGGGAGGCACCCAGUUGGGGUGCCUAAGGGAGGGAGGUACCAACUUGCAGGAAAUGGGGAGGGAGCUGGCUCCCUCAAAUAUUUUAUUGGGGGGGGGGGCAAAUGGACCAGGACCCCAUAAAGCUGGCGCAUCUAUAAUUUUCAGAGAAACUUGGGGUUAAACUAGACAAGACAUUGGGGAGUUGUGAUCAGUUCUCCCAUCUCUUUACAUUUAUUUUCAAAAAAGACAUGGGGUGAAAAGCAUUGGAACUGCAGUAUUGGGAGGGAAUGCUUAAACCUCCCUCCUAUUUCCUUGGUAUAAAAUGCCCUCCAAGCUGACAGGUACAACACACACAAGUCUCCAACAACAAACAACACUGGCCUAGCUCAAGAUCUCCGUCAAGUAUGUGGUUUCUUGCACUUAAAACCAUGUCUCUUUUCCUUUCAGGCUUCCUGCAGAAGAGGUUACAAAGUGGUCACAGUCCUUAGAGAAGCUUCUGGCAACCCAGUGUAAGCAUUUUAUCACUGUAACAGUUUUAUGUGUUGUGAGUAUAUAAUAUUGAAAGGAAGAUCAGCAAAGCAGAAUUGCCACUUUCAGAAAAUAUGACUCAGUUAAGUAAUAUCCUCUGGGGUGGCCAUGUGCUGUUAUUUGAGACUUUAAAGUCCUUACAUGUCCUGGGCCCCACAGAUAAUAAAGAGUGCUUUCUUCCAUAUAUUCCAUCCCAUUCUAUAAGAUCUGCAGAUCCAGACUUCACCUAUGUCCCUUGGGAUACUGGUUUUUCAUACCCAUCCAUCCCGUCCAUAUUUAAUGUGUGUACAUACUCUGGAAAUAUACUCCAGUCUACUGGAGUUGAAUAUCAAUUCUGACCUUUUUGAAAAGCCACGUUCCAUACUCUUCCAGAAGAUCAGAUUUGGGGAGGGCAGGUGUCUUGUGAAAAGAGAGUGUGGGACCUGGUGAGUCCUUUGCCUGAGACUGUCUGCAGUGGCGUGGUGACCAUCCUUCAUCUCUCCUCUCCUCUCCUCUCUCCCGCCUCUCUCUCUCUCUUUGCCAUUUCCUCCCAGCCCCCUCCACUUCUCAACUUUUUCCUUCCUGCCCAAUGGGUCCAAGGCCACAUAAAAUUAAAUAAUUCUACUAGCGCCCAGUAUAUAAUGUACAAAAACAAUUUGAUCCCUGCAAGGUCUUUCUAUUUGGGGUAUCUCAAGCCUGUUAAUAAUAGAGGUAAGUGGCUACCCAAAUAUAAUUUCACACUUAAACAUGUUUGAACCAUUUGGGCUGCUGUAGCAUUACAGUUGGAGUUUGUUCAACGUUCAUUCAAACCUGUUCCAUCAUCUAGGAUAGCAAACCAAACAGCAUCUGCACAUCAUGUUUUGCAAGAUACACACACACAAACAAACACAAAACCCCUUUUAACAGCCUUCCCUUGCCCCAAGACACAAGCCCUUCAUCACCUUUACUCUUUACAAAGAGGUCACCCCUAUAUCACCUUUUCCAGCAAAGCACAUACCUCACCUCCACUGCUGGCAAAUAAAAACAAACUUCUUGGCCCUCCUUGGGAGAUCAGCAUAUCCUAUAGGAGAACAAAGGAACAGCAGAGCACAAGACUAUAUUAUAAUUCAGAGCUAAGAAUUCCAUUUUCCCUCCAUUCAAUUUCCCCCCAUUCUUUGCCUUUCACGUUGAGCUCCCGCAUGAGUGGAUUUAAAGAGGAAUGAGCCCAAGUGGCAAUGGAGAUACAAGCUUCAGGCCCAAAGGUGAUGGGGAAGGAAAUACAGUGGUAUUCUUGGGUUAAGAACUUAAUUCGUUCUGGAGGUCCGUUCUUAACCUGAAACUGUUCUUAACCUGAGCUAAUGGGGCCUCCCGCUGCCGCCGCCACCCAAUUUCUGUUCUCAUCCUGAAGCGAAGUUCUUAACCCGAGGUACUAUUUCUGGGUUAGUGGAGUCUGUAACCUGAAGCAUCUGUAACCCGAGAUAACACUGUACUUGUUGCUCCUGGCUUCUUUGUAACAACAUGGUUUAAAGCUAUGCCCUAAUAGAAACAGUUUCCCCACCACCACAGCCUGGCUAGAAGGUUAAUCAAUCUACUAUAAAGCAUAGUUUCUUGGUUAUUUUGUCUUCCCCUUGUGUUAAAAUUAUGACUAAAGCCACAUCUGUAUUUCUGCUUAUUGCAGGUGGUCAAGAUGCUUUCAGAGAAUUUCUAAAAUCCGAGUUCAGUGAUGAAAACAUUGAGUUUUGGCUAGCUUGUGAAGACUACAAGAAAACCCAAGCUGAUUGUUUACAUGGCAAAGCAGAGAAGAUUUACAAGGAGUUUGUUCAGAAUGAUGCUACAAAGCAAGUAAGUUUAAAGCUUGGAUAAAGUUUAAAGGGAAAAUGAAUAAAUGUUUAUGGCAGUUUUAUUUGAAAGCAUCCUGGUGCAUUUUAUAGGUUGGCUAUUUCAUAGCUUCAUGGCUAACCCUUUGAAACUUAAGAUAGUAGGAACUCUGCAUGAGGCUAUGCAUUUUGGACUGACCCAUAUGCAGUGUGAAUGCCUACAAGUCUUAUUUCGGUUGCUAUAUAUCCCAUGUACUGAUGGGAAAGUAAUUAAGCUCAUAUUAAAUUGUGAACUGAACCUUCCUGAAACUACUUUUGCACUUCCUAAAACAAUGUGCAAACCAAAAUCCUUCCUAAUUCACACUUCUCCAAAUGUUGUUGAAAUAUACUCAGAGUCGCAAAGUGAUUUCAUGCUCUUUAUUCAGCUCAUAGUGGUGAGGAGGAAUGAAUUAAUGUCCCCUCAAAGUAUCUGCUUUAUAUACAUUAUUUACACAAUGGGCUGCACAUGAUUGGCUAAUUCCGGAAUUCUACUGUAAGCCAAUCAGGUUGUGGAUUCACUUCUAUCUGGAGCCUGAUUGGGUGGUUCCUGCCAACCAAUCAUACUGCUGCAUUGUUCUAGGACCAAUCAGACUGCUGCAUUUUGGAUCCUAUUGUUCUAGGACCAAUCAGACUGCUGCAGUUUGGAUCCUAUUCAACUCAGUACAUAACAGUUGUGGUAGAUGUCCAGGGAGCAUGGUUGUUAAAUUCCUAACAUUUUUUUUUAAAAAAGAAAAAUCUUGAUCUUUUAAUGUACGGCGCUGUUCAAUGCACAACCAGGCAGCACUGCUCCCCAAGGGAAAAUCAAAGCAGCUAACAGCAGAACAACUCUGCUAACACCAAAUAUCAAAAUGAAAGUCAAUAUAACAAAACAUUGCAGAUUUCAAAAAUAAAAGACAAGUCAAAGCUAAAUUCAUGUCAAAACAGACAAUAAAAUAAAUCUAUCAAACCCAUGAGAAUUGAUUCAAAGGUCCUCUAUCUGGACUUAAUGUCUCCAUCUUUCAUCCCUUUUUGUACAGCAAUGGGAGCUGCUUCUCAGUGAGGUGACCCCAUGGUUGAAUAUUGUCUGAAUAUUCUUUGAACCCCAGGGUGAGGGAGAGAUGCAAAUCACGUGGGCCUUUCUUGCCCAGUCAGUGGUCUGCUCCACACUCUCCCAACUGCUGCACCUUCUUCAGACAACAGAGAAUAUUCUAAUAUUACCACAUGCUUCAACUCCUCCUAGGGCACCAAGAAAAAAACCAAUGAACUUGGGCUGUACCAAGUUCCCAUUUACUGUUUCUAUGUGGCACAUGUGCUUGCUGUAUGAAGUAUGAAAAGAGGCACUGAAGUUUUAUAAGAAUGAAAACACAAAGUGGGAAUUCGACCUGAGGGCAUUUGUUUAGUAAUUAACUGGAAGGGUUGUGGUUUUACAUUUAUAAACCAUGUUUUUCUGAUAAUAAUUUGUAUUAGUUUUCGAUUACAAUCCGAUAAUAGCCUCAUUAUAACAAUACCAAUUCAUAAUACAAUUACUAAUACCAAUCGUUCAAAUGCCAAAUUAUAUAAUUUAGAUAAGGUCCCCUCCACUGGCGUGCUAGAAUUGAUGGUUUUCUUUAGUUCAGCAUUCCAAAAUCUGAUUAAUUUUAAAUGCAUUCCAGUCAUAAUAAUAAUCCCUUAUACAACAACUGCAAUAUUAAUAACUUCUAUUCCUAUUGACACAUUAAACGAUUUAUAAAACUACAAGUGAAGCACUCAAACUAUAUCCUUGUUCUUCCUGUGUGUGGCAAUUAUUCUGUCUGUGGUGUUUUUCCUGUCCUUGUAAAAUAUUAUGUCUAUCUUUUCCCAGUUGUUGCUGUUAUCCAGAUUUAUAAACCAUGUUUUGUACUUCAUUUAUGAAACCUGCAUUCAGAUGUUACUGAAGUCUAAUUUUGCUGUCCCUUAGGUCAACAUUGACUUUUACACAAGAAAAGACAUCGCCAAGAAGGCUCAAGAUCCAACGCCUUCAAGCUUCGAUGAGGCCCAGAGGCAUGUGUACAUACUGAUGGAGCGAGACUCCUACCCUCGAUUCCUCAAGUCCACAUUCUAUCGCAAGCUGCUAGAUAAGGUUGACUGCAACAGUCUCAAGUGAGGACCCACCUGGCAAGAGUCAAGGAUGGGCUCUGAAUCUUGUCUGAUGUUGACAUCAGUUUUAAGAGUGGCGGGAUAGCAGCGCACAAGAUGGAACAGUGGACCAAAGGAGAUGUUGGAACUGUCACAAACAUGGACUGGUUUGCAUGUGCGAUGAAGGUGCCUGGAUGGUUCUCUCUGAGAUGAAGUGGUUGAAAAGAAGAGAAGCCAUUUUGCCUUGGCACCACUGGACUAAAGACCGCUUCCUGUGUUAGAAUUUUCUCCUUCGGGAAUGGCACUGCAAGUGAGCCUUGGUGCAGAUGUCAUUAUUGUUAGAAUUCUUGCUCCAUGAUUGCGGUCAUGGGAUUUUUGUCUAUCACAUGACGGUAUAAGGGAAGGACAUGUGUUUCCAUUCCUGCUCUUACAUAAAUAGGCCAAGCUCACACAAUUCUCAUUACUUAACAGUGAUCACUUGCAGCUAGAUGACUGACUAGAUGACUGAAAACAAGAAUCUGAGAGCAGCCUAAGAUAAGCCUGUCUAGUGUAUCUGCACAAGCAUUUCAGUUUGUGAUUUUGAACAAUAUGCCCUCCUCUUCCCCAGAGCUAUUCUGGGAUUCCCCUGGCACCCCCAGAGCCAUUUUUUGGGGAGGUGAAGGAGGAGAAAGGGGAAAGCUCCACUGCUCAGGUAGAAGUCCUUUGGUGAAUCCUAUCAAAAAUGUUUUGGAAAACCUUUGGAAAACCUUAAUUGCCAAAACAAAACAAAACAAAAAAAUCAUCACUGCCUCAAAUGUAAUCCAUCAGAUAUAUAUAUAUAGCACAUUAAGAUGUUUGUGGCUUUAUGACAUUGAGUGCACUGUAUGUUGUUGCUUGAAUCCCAAUAGAUUGGAAUCCCAUUUCCUGUGGAUAUAAGCUAGAGUGAGCAUAAAUUAUAUUUUAGUAGUUGCUAACAUAAGAUAGUCAUAUUUAAUUUAUUGUAAAUGAAUGGCAAGUGACCACUAAUUUAAAACUAUAUAACAAGCCUACCUCACAGGUUUGUUGUGAGGAUAACAUGGGAGAGAAGACGUGGAAAAUAAAUACUAUUUGGGUUUUUUUAAAAAAGUGGGAAGAGAAACGUGUACUCUUUGGAGGAAAGGAGAGAAAUAAAUGUAGCAAAUCAAUAAAAUAAUAUAAAUUAGCUGAUAGAGAC
This is a messenger RNA of Podarcis lilfordi (Lilford's wall lizard), 8640 nucleotides long. The record is from the annotation of a GenBank genome assembly. NCBI's taxonomy places the organism in Eukaryota, Metazoa, Chordata, Lepidosauria, Squamata, Lacertidae.